Coregonus sp. 'balchen' is the source of this 24616-nucleotide messenger RNA. The record is from the annotation of a GenBank genome assembly. Lineage: Eukaryota; Metazoa; Chordata; Actinopteri; Salmoniformes; Salmonidae.
AUCCGGGUGAAGGUUAAUCAGUCAAAGAAAGAUGGCUGCCCCCUUGGAGUUGUACUGCUGGAAAGGUGAUUGGGGCUUACCCUCUGUUGAUACAGACUGUCUAACCGUUCUGGUAAGAAAUACAAUAGCUGAUUACAAUACGUAAAUUAUAGGGUCCACCGUUACUGUCGUCGCAUAAAUAAUUUCCCUUCGACAAUAAGGCAGCAGAGCGGGUGAGACUGAGGUGACCUAGCUAGCUAGCUAACGGUUAACUCCGCUUUGAUGAAUGAAUGGAAUGCACACUCAUGUUAGCUAGCUAGCUAACUAACGUCACAUCUUGUGUUACUGACAACUUGACAUGCAUUGAACCAACAAGCCCCGGCUGGUCAAUAUGGGAGUCACGUUCCCAUUAUGUUAGCUCAGCUGUAACAUUUAGAGCAAAUCCAGUAAAACAUACUCUUAUUAUUUAGCCAGGUAAGUUCACUAGUUUAGAUAUGCAACCUUGUCAGGAAGCUCUGUCAUUACAAUUCUGGUUUAUCAGCCAAUUUCAGGUUCCUGGUUGCUUACUUUUGAUACAAGUAAAGUGUGACACGACUAAAACGGCCUACGACUCAAUAUUGUGUUGAGAAUUUCCAGUGCUGAAUUUGAUGACAGUUUGAACUAGCUAACGUUACAUGUUUUGGUAUUAGCUAAAGCUAAGGAAUGAGUAAUGGCCUAAAUUGUCAAACGUUAAAAGCUUGCCAUUCUGUUUUGCUAAACUGUCUUUGCUCUGACACCAAUUUCAUCAUUUGCCCACUGAAAAAAUAAAGUGGUAGGCCCAAAAUAAAGUAGUAAUUUAUAGUAACUUUUUUAUUCAUAAAGUCCACUGCAAUGUCCAGUCCACAAUAAGCAUUCAUUUGUGAAGUGAAACAUUUACAUUAUUUACAAUGGUAAUAACUUUCAGUUUAGAUUAAUUUACUACUUCUAACUAAACAUACAAUUCUCUGAGGUCAUACACCCAAAUAUGUAUGGACAGAUUAAACACUAGGCUAAGCUAUUUCAUUACUUUAAUUACCAGAUGGUGUUUGAGAUCAUUGAAGGGGUUAGGCUAGUGUUUGCUUUGUAUUCGGCAUAGGGUAAUUAAUAUGGAGGCUCAUUCCUCGAGUGAACAUCAGAGGGCUGUUAACAUAGAGAUCCUAUUACAUUAUUAUAAUUCCUAAUUCUAUGGCAGACUUCAUUUAACUAACACACCAUUAAUGCUGAUGUCAUUGUGAAUGGUGGUGACUGGAAAGGGAUCAGCUCUCACUUUAGCCCCCAUUUGUUGGUGUUAUAGGGAAUUGUUUUGGACCCUGGCUGGCCUGUUAUUACUUGUCUUUGUUUUCAUUUACCCGGCAUGGAUUAUUUCACUGUCCAGUGCAGCUGUCUAAACAUCAUGCAACCAUCAUCAUCGCCACCACAACCCAACUAGCAGAGUUCUAAGAAACUCGAGAAUAGCCAAGAAAGGGGAAGAAAACUUAAAUAAGCACAAAAACUCUUCCCCCUGUAUAAUUUACAAAAAGUUGUUUCCUGUGGAAAGAUGCCCCGUCACACCCCCCCCCCCCAACCCAAUGUCAAAGGGUAAAAGUCCUUACUGGAGUUAUCUUGAUAACAUGCCCCACCCCUACUUGAUUGUCAUGGCACCAGUGCAUACACUAUAUAUACAAAAGAAUGUGGACCCCCCUUCAAAUUAGUGGAUUCGGCUAUUUCAGCCACACCCAUUGCUGACAGGUCUAUAAAAUCGAGCACACAGCCAUGCAAUCUCCAUAGACAAACAUUGGCAGUAGAAUGGCCUUACUGAAGAGCUCAGUGACUUUCAACGUGGCAUGGUCAUAGGAUGACACCUUUCCAACAAGUCAGUUCGUCAAAUUUCUGCCCUGCUAGAGCUGCCCCAGUAACUGUAAGUGCUGUUAUUGUGAAGUGGAAAUGUCUAGGAGCAACAAUGGCUCAGCCGCAAAGUGGUAGGCCACACAAGCUCACAGAACAGGCGAGUGCUGAAGCGCGUAGCGCGUAAAAAUUCUGUCCCCGAUUGCAACACUCACUACCGAGUUCCAAACUGCCUCUGGAAGCAACGUCCGCACAAUAACUGUUUGUCUGGAGCUUUAUGAAAUGGGUUUCUAUGGCCAAGCAGCGCACACAAGCCUAAAAUCACCAUGCGCAAUGCCAAGCGUCGGCUGGAGUGGCGUAAAGCUCGCCGCCAUUUGACUCUGGAGCAGUGGAAACGAGUUCUCUGGAGUGAUGAAUCACGCUUCACCAUCUGGCGGUCUGACGGACAAAUCUGGGUUUAGCGGAUUCCAGGAGAACGCUAUCUGCCCCAAUGUAUAGUGCCAACUGUGGAAGAACUUGACUGGCCUGCAUAGAACCCUUACCUCAACCCCAUCAAAUACCUUUGGGAUGAAUUGGAACACCGUCUACGAGCAAGGCCUAAUCGCCCAGCAUCAGUGCCCGACCUCACUAAUGCUCUUGUGGCUGAAUGGAAGCAAGUCCCUGCAACAAUGUUCCAACAUCUGUUAUAGCAGCAAAGAUGGGGACCAGCUCCAUAUUAAUGCCCAUGAUUUUUGAAUAAGAUGUUCGACGAGCAGGUGUCCACAUACUUUUGGUCAUGUAGUGUAAGUUCCAACAAAAGAUUGUAGACAUGAUUGGGAGCCACAAGGAAAUAUCCUGCUGACCGACAAAGGCCUCUCUCAAUUACUGUGGCUCCCUCCCUGGUCUGUAUUUUUUUUUUGUCAAGCUUUCUCAACUUACAUGAUUUGCACUGCACAAUACUACCAGGCUAUUCCUUUAAAGCUCCAAUGCAGUCUAUACAGCACAGACCAUAGACGACUACCUCAUCUCGCUCCCCAUCUCAGGCAGCUAUGUUAUUAUCGACAGUAGUUCAAACCAUGUUAAUGAACAAUGUUCAUUCCGCAGCGUCUGACCUUAACGCUUCUUUCGUGUCCCUCGAGCCAGACACACUUCAGCUGGCAAACCCAAAUAGCAUUUAUUUAUUUUUUGCAGGAAAGGGGAUUUAAAAGUGUCUGGCAAAUCCCACAGUGGGAAGGAAACACUCCCAUUUAUUUUUCAUGUGGCAGGGAAAAAGUUAAUGGUUUUCAUUCUUGUCUGCAACAAAGUGGGGUCUCCCAUUACUAAACCCACACCCGAGGGGGAUGAGGGUGGGGUUAUGGUUUCUAACGCAUGGUACAAUGUCCUGAGCCCUCUCUAUUAUUAUAACUACAGUCACACACAGAGGCCAUGUGGGAGGGGUAAAGGUGAUUUUCUUGUAUACACAUCCAUCUGUCUGAGUACCAAGGUUCUGGUCUAACUGCUGUCUUCAUUCUGAGAUCUUGAAGUGGUCUAAUAGCCAUUUCACAAGCCGAGAUGAACUGUUCUGUGCUGACCUGGUUACGCAUAGGCUAGUUGCUGGAACCAUGCUAGAAAGUACGAUGUAGGGUCAAAGACAAAUAUCCAAGCCAGACCAGCACAGUUCGGGUCAGCACGAUAGUGCCAAAAGGGUAGGCUAUGAUCAUUGAGCUACUCAAAGAGAGAUGAGAGCUCCAUAGGCCCAAACAGUCUAAAUUCAGACAUUGGGGAAUCUACUGUUUAGUUACUGUACUGACAUGCUGAGAAAGUGACAUGUGGACUACAUCACACUCAGAUUGAGGGAGGGUGGAAUGUUCUGCUUAGCUGCUCUAAAGCUACACAGCAGCCACUGUGGGGUUGGAGGCCACUUGGCAGUGUUAUACGAUCUGCCAUGACAAGGCAGACAGGGAAUUAUUUUUUCAGGCCACAGAAUGAGCAACCUCAUUCAGGUUUCACUUAAGAUAUUUUCCUAAGUCAUCAGCCAUUUUCUAAAGCUGUGUCAGCGUUGUCCUGCUCCAGUUCUUGUGUAUGCAGUUGGAAGAAGGUUACCAUGCUUUUUUCCCCUAGUGAACCCACACAUACUAGGUUGGUUUAACUUAAAGUUGAGAUAAAUGGACAAAUUUGGACUCAUGCUCUGUCAGCAUAAUGCAAGUGAUAUGCCCUUAAGGGUUUCGGAGCGCUGUAAGCUAUACCUCGUAAAGGCGGGAUAAUCCUGGAUAUUCUUGCCUUUUGAGUUUUCCUAAUAAGAUCUCUCGGUCUUUGAAGGAGCCGUUGGGUUGUUUUAACACUCACUGACUUUUCAAGAAGGUAAUGAGUGAUAUAAUCUGGUAUUUUGGCAGGAAAAGAGUCAUGCACCUCUCUUCAGUUCCAAAGACAUGUAAUUUCCUUCAGUGCGAUCUGGAAGAUGUGGUGGUCUUCUUGCUUGAUUAGUUUCUCUGUGGUGAAAGAGGCAUCUCGCUGUCAUUAAGUAGAAGGCACCAAAGUAAUCCAUAAGACUCCACUAUUGUGGUCCUGUAUGUAAAAUGUAUGCACGCAUUACUGUAAGUUGCUUUGGAUAAAAGCGUCUGCUAAAUGGCAUUUAUUAUAUAUUAUAUGGUGUCAUGAAACCUUUAUUGGAAACUGUUUGCUCAUCUGUUUCUCUAUCUUUCUUUCUCUCAGGCCUAUGCCAAGUUUGCUGGUGCUCCACUCAAAGUCCACAAGAUCACCAACCCCUGGAGAAGCCCCACAGGUAAUUCCAACCCAGGGCACUGCUAUGUUCUGUUCUGACAUAGGUACUCACUAUUGAUGGGGGGAAAAAAACAUUGUUGUAUAAUUUUUUUGCUAGGUAGCUUGGCUAGCGCUAGUCGCCAGUACCUGCGCCAAAACUCCGGUAUUUUUAAUCCUUUUCAGCUUGUUCUCCAUCUUCUUUUUAAAUAGUGAGCCAACAAGUUUUCAGUGCUUUUAUUUCCAAGACUGAUCAAAAGUAAUUUUCUUGUGCUAUCUUGUCUCUUUGCAGCAGACAUACACUGAGUGUACAAAACAUUAGGAACACCUGCUCUUUCCAUGACAGACUGACCAGGUGAUUCUAUGAUCCCUUAUUGAUGUCACUUGUUAAGUCCACUUCAAUCAGUCUAGAUCAGGGGUGUCAAACUCAUUUUAGCUCAGGGGCCACAUGGAGGAAAAUCUAUUCCCAAGUGGGCCGGACCGGAAAAAUCAUGGUAUAUAUAACUUAAAACAACAACUUCAGAUUGUUUUCUUUGUUUUAAUACGAUCAACAUACAACAUAAAGCUGGAACAUGAGGACAGUGUGUCCAAAAUAGUACAAGCACAACAUCACUAUUAAUCAUAAAACACGUCAAGUUUAUUUGAAAAUUCUAAAGAAAAAGAACACACAAACACACAAUGCCUCAGUGAUUAACAGAACUGGGCGGCAGGUAGCUUAGUGGGUAAGAGCGUUGUGCCAGUAACCGAAAGGUCGCUGGUUCUUGUCGAUGUGCCCUUGAGCAAGGCACUUAACCCUAAUUGCUCCUGUAAGUCGCUCUGGAUAAGAGCGUCUGCUAAAUGACUAAAAUGUAAAUGUAAAUGUAAACUGUUUCACAGAUCACAGAACUAUAUCAGGGUGUCAUUUCUCAGGCAGAAAUGUAGAUAAAAAUAAUGAAAUCAUGUUCCCCAAACAAGUGCAAGAACCACAGAGUCAAGAAUAGGUUAAAUAUACAAAUAAAAUAAAAACAAUUAAAAACAAUAGCACAUCAACAUAAAAACAUAUAAACAUAAAGCUGGAGCCUGAGGACAGUGUCCAAAAGUACAACAUCACUAUUAAUCAUAAAACACCUCAAGUUAUUUGAAAGUUCUGAGGACAAAGAACACACAAACACACAAUGCCUCAGUGAUUCACAGAAGUAUAUCACAGAUCACAGAACUAUAUCAGGGUGUCAUUUCUCAGGCAGAAAUGUAGAUAAAAAGAAUGAAAUCCUGUUCCCCAAACAAGUGCAAGAACCACAGAGUCAAGAAUAGGUUAAAUAUACAAAUAAAAUCAAUUAAAAACAAUAGCACAUCAACAUAAAAACAUAAACAUAAAUCUGAAAGCGUUGCUCAAACUCCCGUAACAGUCCCGUUAUUUUAUCUUUGAACCGCUUCAUGUCUGCCACAUGUUGGGUCGCGCACACAUUUUUCAAACAGGGGAAGUGAGCUGCAUCUCCACCGGCAAGUUGCGUCUCCCACAAUGACAGCUUCAACUUGAAAGAACGUAUGCUGUCAUAAUACUGCGUGACAACUUUGUUGCGCCGUUGCAGCUGUUUGUUCAAGUUAUUCAGGUGCUCUGUAACAUCCACCAUAAAUGCAAGGUCCUGCAUCCAUUCUGCGGAAUGAAAUUCUAACACUGGUUUGCCCUUUUCUUCCAUGAACUGUUCAAUUUCUUCUCGUAAAUCAAAGAAACGCCUCAGCACAGCACCUCGGCUUAACCAUCUUACCUCAGUGUGGUAUGGCAGGCCAUAGAUGUGGUCUUUCUCUCUGAGAAGGCUGUCAAACUGACGGUGAUUCAGGCUUCUGGAUCGGAUGAAAUUAACAGUUUGGAUGACCACCUUCAUGACGUUAUCCAUCUUUAAUGACUUGCAACACAAAGCCUCCUGGUGCAAAAUACAGUGAAAAGUCAAAAAAUCACGUCCUCCAUUUGCAGAUUGCACUUUCUCUCUGAACUUUGUCACAACGCCUGCUUUUUUCCCGAUCAUUGAGGGCGCACCAUCUGUAGCCAGGCUGACAGCGCGGGACCAGUCCACUCCGACCCUGUCCAGCGCGCCGACGAGUGCGGUAAAAAUAUCAGCUGCUGUCGUUGUAUCUGUCAUCGGCACCAACUCCACGAACUCCUCGGUGACGGUCAAUGUGUCAUCAACUCCGCGGAUGAAAAUGGCCAGUUGUGCAACAUCUGUAAUGUCCGUGCUUUCAUCAAUUGCAACCCGAAAACGCAAUAAAUGACUUUACUUUUUGCUUCAACUGGCUGUCCAAAUCCACUGAAAGAUCGGAAAUCCUGUCUGCAACUGUGUUUCUUGUCAGGCUGAUAUUUGCAAAAGCCUGCCGCUUUUCAGGGCACACAAUCUCCGCUGCCUUCAUCAUGCAUGUUUUUACAAAUUCACCCUCACUAAAUGGUUUUGAAGCCACUGCGAUUUCAUUAGCAAUGAGGUAGCUAGCUUUCACUGCAGCGUCACUGAUGUCUCGGCUGUGAGUAAACACAGACUGCUGUUUCUUCAGACCCGCCAACAGUUCAUUCACCUUCUCUCAUCUCCGCUGUCCUUGAAAGUUGUCAUAUUUGUCGGCAUGAAGACUCACAUAGUGGCGACAAAGGUUAUAUUCUUUCAGCACUGCAACAUGCUCUGAACACACCAAACAUACAGCUUUCCCAUUCAAUUCCGUGAAUAAAUAGGAUGACCAUUUUUCUUGGAACACUCUGCACUCUGCGUCCACUUUUCUCUUUUUUGACAGAGACAUAUUGGGGCAAUGAGGGUGCCAAAGCACAUAAUGUUAAAAGUAGAAGCUGUAAUAAAUAUCGCGGGCAAAACAAAGUAGUUCAUUGGCUGCAUGUGCUUGACCUACUUGCUCUGCCCCGGUAUAAACAGUUUGCUUGCUUAACACAAUUGCUAUUGCGCCAUCCAGUGGACGCAAUUGGAACAGCAGUUUAUUUUAUUGAAAAAUUGCAGCGCAUUUUUAUACUUUACAAAAAAAAAAUAUAUAUAUAUUUUUUUUUUUUCAAAAUCAUCUCGCGGGCCGGAUUAAACCCGUUUGCGGGCCUGAUCCGGCCCGCGGGCCGUACGUUUGACACCCCUGGUCUAGAUGAAGGGGAAGAGACAGGUUAAAGAAGGAUUUUUAAGCCUUGAGACAAUUGAGACGUGGAUUGUAGCUCAGUUGGUAGAGCAUGGUGUUUGCAACGCCAGGGUUGUGGGUUCGAUAAAAUAAUGUAUGCGCUGUAAGUCGCUCUGGAUAAGAGCGUCUGCUAAAUGACUAAAAUGUAAAUGUGUAUGUGUGCCAUUCAGAGGGUGAAUGGGAAAGACAAAAUAUUUAAGUGCCUUUGAACGGGGUGUGGUAGUAAGUGCCAGGCACACCAGUUUUAGUGUGUCAAUAACUGCAAUGCUGCUGUUUUUCACGCUUUCGUUUCCCAUGUGUAUCAAGAAUGGUCCACCACCCAAAGGACUCCAGCCAACUUGACACAACUGUGGGAAGUAUUGGAUUCAACAUGGGCCAGCAUCCCUGUGGAACGCUUUCGACACCUUGUAGAGUUCAUGCCCUGACGAAUUGAGGCUGUUCUGAGGGCAAAAGGGGAUGCAACUCCCCCCCCCCCCCCCCCCCCCCCCCCCUACACACACAGCGGAGUCGCUCACCACCUUCCGGAGACAUUUGAAACCCCACCUCUUUAAGGAAUACCUGGGAUAGGAUAAAGUAAUCCUUCUACCCCCCCCCCCCCCCCCAAAAAAAAAUAUAAAUAAUAAUAAUUGUAAAGUGGUUAUCCCACUGGCUAUAGGGUGAAUGCAUCAAUUUGUGAGUCGCUCUGGACUAGAGCGUCUGCUAAAUGACGUAAAUGUGCCCUUGAGCAAGGCACUUAACCCUAAUUGCUCCUGUAAGUCGCUCUGGAUAAGAGCGUCUGCUAAAUGACUAAAAUGUAGAUAUGUAAAAAUUAUGAAGGUGUUCCUAAUGUUUUGUACGCUCAGUGUAUAAUGUGCAAUAUGUUUGGAACAUCAAAUCGCAAUCGAAUCACAAUACAUAUCAAAUUGGGAGAAUUGCAAUUCAUAUCUAAUCGGCACCUAAUUGUCGUGAUAAUAUCGUAUUGAGGUCCCUGGCAAUUCCCAGCCCUAGUACUCACCAUGCCUUUUUGGGAAUGAACUUGCCCUCGGUGAACCCGAUUUGACACUCUUCCGUGUAAAGGGGAAGAAGAAGAAGAAGAAGAGGAAAUUCCCCCCUUAGUAAAGGGUCAAAGGUCAUACGGUCACAGGGUCACACAUUACCUGACUCUCUGAGGAGAACAUAGCCUUACUUUACCGUCUGCGUUCACUCACCCUUAGGAACAAAGAGAGCGAUGGUUUGAUAUAUGAGGACAGGAAGCUCUCACUUUCCCCCUCUUCUCACUGGAGUAGAACAGGGGUCACAGGUCGUGGGUUAACAGUCAAAAGGUCAGCGAGCACCUGACGUUAUUAUAUCUCCCAGUACCACCACCUUUGUGUGCCAGCCCAUUUUUGCUACACCCUCCUGUCUUCUUCACACCACAGGGGGGUUCAGACAACUCUGCGGUCGUUAUGGUUACGGUCCGGAUUGUUGUUCUUUGCAAUCCCACUGUGCAUCUCAGAAGAUUGCUAUAUCAUAUUAAUGUGGUUCCUGAGAUGUUAAACACUUUUCCAGACGUUGUGAGUGAGGUCUGGUAAUCUGCGCAGCACGAUUGCAAUAAAGACGACCUUGAAAGCGCCCUUUAGGCUGACUGUUCUGCUCCCUCGUUUCAGGUACGUUGCCGUCACUGAAGACCACGGAGGAAAGUACUGGUAGUCUUUCCAAACCCAGUAAUAUCAUCAUUCACCUUAGAAAACAGGUGAGUCCUGUUCCCACAUCUCUUCCCUUUCCCACAGGGGAGAUUAAUAGUAAACAGGUGAAAGACAACCUCCCCCUCCACCCCCCCAUCCUUUUUGACAGGGAACAUGUGGGUAACCAUGCUCUGCCAAAUUAUGAGCUGUUCUAUAGGAAACAGAUGUGUGUUAAUGUAACACUAAAUGGUUGAGACAUUCUUAGUAACAAACAGGUGAGUGACAUCCGGAGCCAUUUGUAGAGAUCGCCAUAGUCAGGAACUGAUGUCCAAUGUGUACUGCUUUUGGCCCCAAGGGAUAUUCCCUUGCUUAUACAUUCUGGGCAUGCAGAAUCAAGGCACAAAUUAGUUUCACAAGGGUUUUCUUGAGCUCCAGUGACCACAUGGUAAUCUCUACAAGACAUAAUAAUAAUAUGCCACUUAGCAGACGCUUUUAUCCAAAGCGACUUACAGUCAUGCGUGCAUACAUUUUUGUGUAUGGGUGGUCCCGGGGAUCGAACCCACUACCCUGGCGUUACAAGCGCCGUGCUCUACCAGCUGAGCUACGGAGGACCACAUCUACACUACAUCCACAUCUACACUACUGGUCAAAAGUUGUAGAACACCUACUCAUUGAAGGGUUUUUAUUUAUUUUUACUAUUUUCUACAUUGUAGAAUAAUAGUGAAGACAUCAAAAUUAUGAAAUAACACAUAUGGAAUUAUAUAGUAACCAAAAAAGUGUUAAACAAAUCAAAAUAUAUUUUAUAUUUGAGAUUCCUCAAAAAGCCACCCUUUGCGUUGAUGACAGCUUUACACACUCUUGGCAUUCUCUCAACCAGCUUCACCUGGAAUGCUUUUCCAACAGUCUUGAAGGAGUUCCCACAUAUGCUGAGCACUUGUUGGCUGCUUUUCCUUCACUCUGCGGUCCGACUCAUCCCAAACCAUCUCAAUUUGGUUGACGUUGGGGGAUUGUGGAGGCCAGGUCAUCUGAUGCAGCACUCCAUCACUCUCCUUCUUGGUAAAAUAGCCCUUACACAGCCUGGAGGUGUGUUGGGUCAUUGUCCUGUUGAUAAACAAAUGAUAGUCCCACUAAGCCCAAACCAGAUGGGAUGGAGUAUCGCUGCAGAAUGCUGUGGUAGCCAUGCUGGUUAAGUGUGCCUUGGAUUCGAAAUAAAUCACAGACAAUGUCACCAGCAAAGCACCCCCACACCAUAACACCUCCUCCUCCAUGCUUUACGGUGGGAAAUACACAUGCAGAGAUCAUCCAUUCACCCACACCGUGUCUCACAAAGACACGGCGGUUGGAACCAAAAAUCUCAAAUUUGGACUCCACACCAAAGGACACAUUUCCACCGGUCUAAUGUCCAUUGCUCAUGUUUCUUGGCCCAAGCAAGUCUCUUCUUAUUAUUGGUGUCCUUUAGUAAUGGUUUAGCAAUUUACUCAUGAAGGCCUGAUUCACACAGUCUCCUCUGAACAGUUGAUGUUGAGAUGUGUAUGUUACUUGAACUCUGUGAAGCAUUUAUUUGGGCUGCAAUUUCUGAGGCUGGUAAUUCUAAUGAACUUAUCCUCUGCAGCAGAGGUAACUCUGGGUCUUCCAUUCCAGUGGCGUUCCUCAUGAGAGCCAGUUUCAUCAUAGCACUUGAUGGUUUUUCCAACUGCACUUGAAGAAACUUUCAAAGUUCUUGACAUUUUCUGGAUUGACUGACCUUCAUGUCUUAAAGUAAUUUUGGACUGUUGUUUCUCUUUGCUUAUUUGAGCUGUUCUUGCCAUAAUAUGGACUUGGUCUUUUACCAAAUAGGGCUAUCUUCUGUAUACCCCCGCCUACCUUGUCACAACACAACUGAUUGGCUCAAACGCAUUAAGAAUGAAAGAAAUUCCACAAAUUAACUUUUUAAGAAGGCACACCUGUUAAUUGAUAUGCAUUCCAGGUGACUACCUCAUGAAGCUGGUUGAGAGAAUGCCAAGAGUGUGCAAAGCUGUCAUCAAGGCAAAGGGUGGCUAUUUGAAGAAUCUCAAAUAUAACAUCUAUUUUGAUUUGGUUAACAGUUCUUUGGUUACUACAUGGUUCCGUAUGAGUUAUUUCAUAGUUUUGAUGUCUUCACUAUUAUUCUACAAUGUAGAAAAUAGUAAAAAUAAAGAAAAACCCUUGAAUGAGUAGGUGUUCUAAAACAUUUGACCGGUAGUGUAUAGUUGGGUUGGGCCCUAGUUAUUUAGUUGGUGCGUUCACGUUAAAUCAUCAGUACUCAAAGAGGAGGUCCACACUCUCCGAUUUUAAAGGUUACGUUAAACAACUUUUUAUUUUAUAUAACCAUUCAACCAACCAUAUUAAGAAGGAUGGUUAAGAAAGGGACACUUUUGCAUCAGAGAGAGGGGUCUUUCACUUCUGCCAAACUGGUACAACUGGUAUGCAAAAGGAAGACAGUAGGCAGAACUUGAGGCCCUUACAUAUAUUGGUGUCCAGGGACAGUGAAUCUUGGGGUAGAGGUUAACUGGUUAUAAGUUGUUGCAUUGACUUUUAUAGGUAGAAAGUCUUGGCAUAGUGAUUCACGGCUUAAUUUAGUGUUUUAGGCUGGGUUAUGAGCCUCGGGUGUACAAAUUGUAGACCAUAAACCCUGCACAGAUGGGAGGGGUCUCUCAUAAAGUCACCAGAGGGGUAUACUACAAAUCAGGAUUAAUAAAUUAGCCAGCUAACUUGCCUUAAUAUUCUGAAAUAACCUUUUAAGAUUUGGAAAGAUAAGAUUGAAAUGGACAUGGUCUAAUUGACUCAACAACAAAAAACACAUCUAAGUUCAGCUUUCAGAAAUCAAUCUAUAGUUGUUUCUGGUUGUUUAUCAAAUUAGCUCAUUGAUCCUACUUUGUCGUAUACCCCUCAUGUUGCGCAACCAUAUUGCUUCCACCUUACAGAUUGAGGGGUUAGGGCCAAUGGCGACAGCUAGUUUUAUUGGGGUCCGACACAUAACAAAAAAUACAUUACAGACAAAAUACUUUACAAUUUACGUACAUUUAAAAACAUUGACAUGUAGUGUGUAUGUGUGUUUGCAUCAGUUACACAUACGUGUCAGCACAUACACACAACAAGUAGGUAACAUGGGGGAGAGGCGUUGUGCCAAGAGGUGUUGCUUUAUUUGUUUUUUUUAAACCAGGUUUGCUGUUCACCUGCACUAUGAGAUAGAAGGGAUCAUGGCUAUCAUGGCUCUGUAUAAUACUAUCCAUGCUAUCAUGGCUCUGUAUAAUACUGUAUGUUUCCUUGAAUUUUGUCAGUGCUGUGUGUAAAUUGACUAUGCAAACAAUUAAUGUUUCUUAUAAAAACAAGAAGCGAUGCAAUCAGUAUUUCCUCAACUAUUAGCCGAGAGAGACUGUCAUGCAUAUUAUUGAUAUUAGCCCUCUGAUUACAAUGAAGAGCAAAAUGUGCCGCUCUGUUCUGGGCCAGCUGCAGCUUAACUAGGUCCUUCUUUGCAGUAAUCAAGAUAAGAUACAACUAGAGCCUGCAGUACUUGCUUUGUGGAGUGUGGUGUCAAAAAGCAGAGCAUCUCUUUAUCACAGACAUACCUCUCCCCAUCUUUACAACCGUUGAAUCAAUAUGUUUUGACCAUGACAGUUUACAAUCUAUUCAGCUGAGGUCUACAACUUAAGUAAUGAUUUAUACAAUUCUUAGUUUUAGAGAUGUUCAGGACCAGUUUAUUACCGGCCACCCAUUAUAAAACUGACUGCAACUCUUUGUUUAGGGUUGACGUGAUUUCACUAGCUGUGGUUGAAUUAUCAGCAUACAUGGACACACAGGCUUUGUUUAAUGCCAGUGACAGGUCAUUGGUAAAAAUUGAAAAGAGUAGAGGGCCAAGAGAACUGCCCUGCGAUACAUAACACUUUACAUACAUUUACAUUUUAGUCAUUUAGCAGACGCUCUUAUCCAGAGCGACUUACAGUUAGUGAGUGCAUACAUUUUCAUACUGGCACUAAACACCUGAUUCCACUCAGACCCAGUUACAAUGGCUUGAUAAUGAGUUGAUUAUUUGAAUCAGGUGUGUAGUGUUAGGGGAAAAAACGAAAAUGGGUCCCCAGGACUAGGAUUAAGAAAUACUGGGUUAAGGUUGCAACAAUAUAAUGGUAGAGAAGGUGCUGUGGUCCCAUUUACAUUAAAUACUGUAUUUAACAAUGCACUUUCAAUCAAUCUCAAGUUAGUCAUCAUGUUUAACAUUUGUUUAACAUUUGGGAAGCUUCUAUUAAAGAAAACCCUCUGUGUUCUGUUAGAUAGAUGGCUCUAAAUCCACGGUAUGGCAGAGGUUGAAAAGCCAUAACACAUACGUUUUUUCAACAGGUUAUUGUCAAUAAUAUCAAUGGCUGCACUGAAAUCUAACAGUACAGCUCCCACAAUCUGCUUAUUCAUUUCUUCCAACCAAUCAUCAGACAUUUGUGUCAGUGCAGUACAUGUUGGAGUGCCCUUCUCUAUAAGCAUGCUGUAAGUCUGUUGUUAAUUUGUUUACUGAGAAAUACAGUGAGCUGAAAUUGAAAUUAUACAAUGACUGAGGUUAAAUUGCAGACUGUCAGCUUUAAUUUGAGGGUAUUUUUUUAUCCAUAUCUUCUGAACCACUUAGAAAUUACAUCACUUCUUUCUACAUAGUAGUCCCCCCCCCCCCCAUUUUACGGGACCAAAAGUAUUGGUACAAAUUCACUUAUGUGUAUUCAAGUAGUCAAAAGUUUAGGAUUUGGUCCCAUAUUCCUAGCACGCAAUGAUUACAUCAAGCUUGUGACUCUACAUACUUGUUGAAUGCAUUUGCUGUUUGUUUUGGUUGUGUUUCAAAUUAUUUUGUGCCCAAUAGAAAUGAAUGGUAAAUAAUGUAUUGUGUCAUUUUGGAGUCACUUUUAUUGUAAAGAAGAAUAGAAUAUGUUUCUAAACACUUCUAUAUGAAUGUGGAUGCUAACAUGAUUACGGCUAGUGAGAAAGUUACAGAACUUUCAUAGUAGCAUCCACAUUGCCAAGAGUGUGCAAAGCUGUCAUCAAGGCUAAGGGUGGCUACUUAGAAGAAUCUCAAAUAUAAAAUGUUUUGAUUUAUUUAAUACUUUUUUGGUUACUACAUGAUUCCAUAUGUGUUAUUUCAUAGUUUUGAUGUCUUCACUAUUAUUCUACAAUGUAGAAAAUAGUAAAAAUAAAGAAACCCUUGAAUGAGUAGGUGUCCAAACUGUGUGUGUGUGUGUGUGUGUGUGUGUAUAUGUAUGUAUGUAUGUAUGUAUGUAUGUAUGUAUGUAUGUAUGUAUGUAUGUACAGUGCUAUGAAAAAGUAUUUGCCCCCUUUCUAAUGUUCUCUACUUUUGCAUAUUUGUGAUGCUGAAUGUUAUCAGAUCUUCAACCAAAACCUAACAUUAGAUAAAGGGAAGCCCACUCUUCCAUGCAGAACUGCAUCUGGUCUGAUGAAACAAAAAUAGAACUGUUUGCCCAUAAUGACCAUCGUUAUGUUUGGAGGAAAAAGGGGGAACUUGCAAGCCGAAGAACACCAUCCCAACCGUGAAGCACGGGGGUUGCAGCAUCAUGCUGUGGGGGUGCUUUGCUGCAGGAGGGACUGGUGCACUUCACAAAGUAGAUAGCAUCAUGAGGAAGGAAAAUUAUGUGGAUAUAUUGAAGCAACAUCUCAAGACAUCAGUCAGGAAGUUAAAGAUUGGUCGCAAAUGGGUCUUCCAAAUGGACAAUGACCCCAAGCAUACUUCCAAAGUUGUGGCAAAAUGGCUUAAGGACAACAAAGUCAAGGUAUUGGAGUGGCCAUCACAAAGCCCUGACCUCAAUCCUAUAGAACAUUUGUGGGCAGUACUGAAAAAGCGUGUGCGAGCAAGGAGGCCUACAAACCUGACUCAUUACACCAGCUCUGUCAGGAGGAAUGGUCCAAAAUUCACCCAACUUAUUGUGGGAAGCUUGUGGAAGGCUACCCGAAACGUUUGACCUAAGUUAAACAAUUUAAAGACAAUGCUACCAAAUACUAAUUGAGUGUAUGUAAACUUCUGACCCACUGGGAAUGUGAUGAAAGAAGCAAAAGCUGAAAUAAUAUUAUUCUGACAUUUCACAUUCUUAAAAUAAAGUGGUGAUCCUAACUGACCUAAGACAGGGAGUUUUUACUAGGUUUAAAUGUUAGGAAUUGUGAAAAACUGAGUUUAAAUGUAUUUGGCUAAGGUGUAUGUAAACUUCCGACUUCAACUGAACUACAUACAUACAGGGGCGCAGCCAUGGGAGGGCAUUGGCCCACCCACUUAGGAGCCAGGCCCACCCACUGGGAAGCCAGGCCCAGCCAAUUAGAUGUUUUUUUCCAGUAUUUUCCAGUCAGUAUUCCAAUUGCAAAUGCUCAAUAACAGGGAUGUAAACAAAUUUGUGCACAAAAUUUGAGAGAAAUAAGCAUUUUGUGCGUAUGAAACAUUUCUGGGAUCUUUUAUUUUAGCUCAUGAAACAUGGGACCAACACUUAACAUGUUGCGUAUUUUUGUUCAGUAUAGAUUACUCUUUUUGCUUUGUAAAGGCCUUUUUCACUGGAACUUUUGCUAUGCCUGCCUUUUUUCCUGGUGAAUUCUAUUGACUCUUUUGUAAGGGGGACCAUGCAUCCAUACUCUCAUCUAGGACCUGAUAUCCCAAUAUCCAAACUAAGUGGCUGACUGUCCUGUCUUUCAGAAAUACAACGCUGACUAUGACCUCUCAGCCAAGGAAGGGGCAGACACUCUGGCCUUUGUGUCACUACUGGAGGAGAAACUGCUGCCCGCAUUGGUGAGAUAACUUCUGCAUGUGGAGAGGGCGAGGGAGGGCGGGAGGAAAGAGAUGACAGUUAGAUUGUUUUUCUCUGUUCACAUACCAUGUAGAACAGAGAAACAGAAAGGGAAAGUGAGAAGCGAAAGAGGGGGUGAAGGGUGGAUAUGGUUUAGCAGAUCAGGGUAAAGCAGGGGCAUGGAGUCAACACACAAAUAACCAUCCCCACAUCUUAACAUUCCCAUUAUCGCAUUUCUGCGGUGGUUGAUGAUGAUAAAAAAUAUCAACGUCUGUGUCAGGGGGAGGAGUCGGAGGAGGUACCCCUGUGGAAUCAGGAAUGCUUUCAAGUCAUUGAAAAGGGAAAAUCAAUUCUGUCUGACCCACUCCUAAUAAAAAUCACCUUUUUAAAUGCUUUCGCCUGGCAUGACAUUGAAUGGGCAAAGUUAAAUGCCAGGUUCUGUCUUGGUAAUGCAAUUGCUCUCUUAAUAUUACAAGAAAAGUAAGCUAUUGUGAAAUGCUUUAGAACGGUGAAAUAUUUAUUUCUACUCAGCUUAAGGUUGAAGGGAAAUCAGGCAUUCAUCGUCAAAGCGCUUGAAGCUUAAUUGAGCAUUGAAUAGCAGCGAUAGUACCCAGCUCUAUGGUAAUGUUCCAAUUUUCAUUCUAGCAUACCACUUAGUGUGCAGCAACGUAUCAGACAUGCAUUCUUAGUAGUAGGCUAGUAUGGACAUUGGAACAUGGCUCAGGGACAGUGAUGGAGAAAGACAGGCUUGCCUGUGUUUUCUGUUGGGGCCCUGUGGAGAAUAAUCCUAAAUUUAUCGUGCCCAACCUGUGCUGCAUUUCCUGUAUAAAAGUGUCUGGCUUCCUGUGUAAAAAAAAAAAAAAAAAGGUGAUAAUGAAACAGUCGACAGACUUUGUGUCUCUGGAGAUGCGUCUGGAAACAAGUGGAAGAGUCUCAAGUACCUUUGACGAUCCCUGGGGUGACCCCUUGCAUCUGCACUGAGCCCCUGGGAAUAGAGAAGCAGUGUGGCCUAACUAUUAGUGAAAUGGGACCCCAAGAUGGUCAGGUUAAAUACUGUUGUGCCCCUGGUUAAAUCGCAUGCAUUAUGUCAUCAAACAUCCAGAUUUCAAAAUUGGAGUCCUAGCCUAGCCAUUGAAGUUAUUUUCUACAAAAGGAUCAACUGUUUCCCAUAUUGGAAAGUCAGGGUGGUCCUGUCCUCUUAAUUCUAUCUGGUAUUGGGAGUUGACCUUUAGAUAACCUAUGGUGUUGACAGGGUUGGAACUACUGUGGAACAGGCACGUUUGUCCACCUUGAAAAAGUCACAGGUGUGUUUUGAAAAAAGGUGCAUUUGAUCUUCGUUGUUGUGUGUUGGAUCUAUAAAGUGCCUUUGAUCAUCAUUUAUUGUAUGUAGUUGCUCUAGCAGUACUGUGUGUCGCAAUCUAUGGCACCUGCCUCUUCUAUUCCCCUCCAUCCAUUUACCUUCAGAAAGUAUUCAUACCUCUUGACUUAUUCCACAUUUUGUUGUGUUACAGCCUGAAUUCAAAAUUGAUUAAAUAUAUUUUUCUACACACAAUAACCCAUAAUGACAGUGAAAACAUGUUUUUAGAAAUGUUUGCGCAUUUAUUGAAAAUGAAAUACAGAAAGACACUACAUGACCAAAAGUAUGUGGACACCUGCUCAUUGAACAACUAAUUCCAAAGUCAUGGGCAUUAAUAUGGAGUUGGUUCCCCCUUUGCUGCUAUAACAGCCUCCACUCUUUUGGGAAGGCUUUCCACUAGAUGUUGGAACAUUGCUGCGGGGACUUGCUUCCAUUCAGCCACGAACAUUAGUGGGGUCGUCACUGAUGUUGGGUGAUUAGGCCUGGCUUACAGUCAACGAUCCAAUUCAUCUCAAAGGUGUUCGAUGAGGUUGAGGUCAGGGCUCUGUGCAGGCCAGUCAAGUUCUUCCACACCGAUCUCGACAAACCAUUUCUGUAUGGCCGUCGCUUUGUGCAUGGGGGCAUUGUCAUACUGUAACAGGAAAGGGCCUUCCCCGAACUGUUGCCACAAAGUUGGAAGCACAGAAUCGUCUAGAAUGUCAUUGUAUGCUGUAGCGUUAAAAUGUCCCUUCACUGGAACUAAGGAGCCUAGCCCGAACCAUGAAAAACAGCCCCAGACCAUUUAUUCCACCUCCACUAAACUUUACAGUUGGCACUAUGCAUUCGGGCAGGUAGUGUUCUCCUGGCAUCUGCCAAUGCCAGAUUCGUCCGUCGGACUGCCAGAAGGUGAAGCGUGAUUCAUUACUCCAGAGAUUGCAUUUCCGCUGCUUGGCGGCAAGCUUUACACCACUCCAGCCGACGCUAGGCUUUGCACAUGGUCAUCCUAGGCUUGUGUGCGGUAGCUCGGCCAUGGAAACACAUUUCAUGAAGCUCCUGACAAACAGUUAUUGUGCUGAUGUUGCUUCCAUAGGCAGUUUGGCACUCGGUAGUGAGUGUUGCAACCGAGGACAGACAAUUUUUAUGCGCUACGCGCUUCAGCACUCGCCGGUCCUGUUCUGUGAGCUUGUGUGGCCUACCACUUCGCGGCUGAGCUGUUGUUGCUCCUAGUCGUUUCCACUUCACAAUAACAACACUUACAGUUGAGCGGGGCAGCUUUAGCAGGGCAGAAAUCUGACAAAGUGAUUUGUUGGAAAGGUGGCAUGAAAUUACGGUGCCACAUUUAAAGUCACUGAGCUCUUCAGUAAGGCCAUUCUACAGCCAGUGUUUGUCUAUGGAGAUUGCAUGGCUGCCUGUCAGCAACGGGUGUGGCUGAAAUAGCAGAAUCCACUAAUUUGAAGGGGUGUCCACAUACUUUUGUAUAUACAGUGCUUUCGGAAAGUAUUGACCCCUUCACUUUUUCCACAUUUUAUGUUACAGCCUUAUUCUAAAAUUGAUUAAAUCAGGUUUUUUCCUCAUGAAUCUACACACAAUACCCGAUAAUGACAAAGCAAAAACAGGUUUUUAGAAAUUUUGCAAAUUAAAACUGAUAUCACAUUUUCAUAAGUAUUCAGACCUUUACUCAGUACUUUGUUGAAGCACCUUUGGCAGCGAUUACAGCCUCAAGUCUUCUUGGGUAGGACGCUACAAGCUUGGCACACCUGUAUUUGGGGAGUUUCUCCCAUUUUUCUCUGCAGAUCCUCUCAAGCUCUGUCAGGUUGGAUGGGGAGCGUCGCUGCACAGCUAUUCUCAGGUCUCUCCAGAAAUGUUUGUUUGGGCUAAAGUCCGGAAUCUGGCUGGGCCACUCAAGGACAUUGAGAUUUGUCCCGAAGCCAAUCCUGUUUUGUCUUGGCUGUGUGCUUAUCGGUUUUUGUCCUGUUGGAAGGUGAACCUUCGCCCUAGUCUGAGGUCCUGAGCACUCUGGAGCAGGUUUUCAUCAAGGAUCUCUCUCUACUUUGCUCCGUUCAUCUUUCCCCCGAUCCUGACUAGUCUCCCAGUCCCUGCUGCUGAAAAACAUCCCCACAGCAUGAUGCUGCCGCCGCCAUGCUUCACCGUAGGGAUGGUGCCAGGUUUCCUCCAGAUGUGACACUUGGCAUUCAGGCCAAAGAGUUCAAUCUUGGUUCCAGUGAAUCUUGUUUCUCAUGGUCUGAGAGUCCUUUAGGUGCCUUUUGGCAAACUCCAAGCGGGCUGUCGUGCCUUUUACUGAGGAGCGGCUUCCGUCUGGCCACGCUACCAUAAAGGCUUGAUUGGUGGAGUGCUGCAGAGAUGGUUCUCCCAUCUCUACAGAGGAACUCUGGAGCUCUGUCAGAGUGACCAUCGGGUUCUUGGUCACCUCCCUGACCAAGGCCCUUCUCCCCCGAUUGCUCAGUUUGGCCGGGCUGCUAGCUCUAGGAAGGUGGUUCCAAACUUCUUCCAUUUAAGAAUGAUGGCCACUGUGUUCUUGGGGACCUUCAAUGCUAGAGACAUUUUUGGUACCCUUCCCCAGAUCUGUGCCUCGACACAUUCCUGUCUUGGAGCUCUACGGACAGUUUCUUCGACCUCUUGGCUUGGUUUUUGCUCUGACAUGCACUGUCAACUGUGGGACGUCAUCUAGACAGUUGUGUGCCUUUCCAAAUAAUGUCCAAUGAAUUGAAUUUACCACAGGUGGACUCCAAGUUGUAGACACAUCAAGGAUGAUCAAUGGAAACAGGAUGAACCUGAGCUCAAUUUUGAGUCUAAUAGCAAAGGGUCUGAAUACUUAUUUAAGGUAUUUCUGUUUUUUAUUUUUAAUAAAUUUGCAAACAUUUCUAAAAAUAUUUUUUUGCUCUUUCAUUAUGGGGUAUUGUGUGUAGAUAGUUUUUUUCCCCCCUCAUCAAUCUCAUCCGGUUUAGAAUAAGGCAGUAACGUACCACCAUGUGGGAAAAAAGUCAAGGGGUCUGAAUACUGAGUCAAUAGAUGUUAGAAUCACCUUUGGCAGUGAUUUAAAGCUGUGAGUCUUUCUGGGUAUGUCUCUAAGAGCUUUGCACACCUGAAUGGUCAACAUUUGCCCAUUUUUAUUAUUUUCCAAAUUAUUUUAUCGAAUUGGUUGUUGAUCAUUGCUAGACAACCAUUUAAGUCUUGCCAAAGAUUUAAGCAGAUUUAUGUCAAAACUGUAACUUGACCACUCACUGUCUUCUUGGUAGGCAACUCCAGUGUAGAUUUGACCUUGUGUUUUAGGUUAUUGUCCUGCUGAAAGGUGAAUUCGUCUCCAGGUGUCUGGUGGAAAGCAGACUGAACCAGGUUGUACUCUAGGAUUUUGUCUGUGCUUAGCUCCAUUCCGUUUCUUUUUUUAUCCUGAAAAACCAGUCCUUAAUGAUUACAAGCAUCACCAUAACAUGAUGCAGCCAUCACUAAGCUUGAAAAUAUGGAAAGUGGUGCUCAGUAAUGUGUUGUCUUGGAUUUGCCCCAAACAUAACACUGAUACGCAAAACGAUGCCGGAUUCAAAACUUAGAAUAUUUCAAUUUAAAUUAUUAUACAAAAUUCUUGCUACCAAUAGAAUGUUAUUUAUAUGGGGAUUCCCAGCUCUGCAGAUUUUGCUGCGAAGAGACAAUCAUUAGAUAAUUUGUUUUGGUACUGUCCAUUUGUAGCUUGUUUUUGGUCACAGUUCCAGGAAUGGCUGAAGGAUUGCAAUAUUUACCUGGAGCUAACCCUGCAGAUAGCACUACUGGGUGAUCUGAAAAGUCAUAGUCAAUCGAUCAAUAAUAUAAUAAUACUUUUAGCCAAAAUGUUUAUUUUCAAUUUACAAUAUGUAGAAACAAUAAGAAUAGAAGGGUUCAGAACUUUUGUGAAACAUCACAGUACAGUUGAAAAAUAUGGCAAAUAGAAAUCCAAUAUGGAUGGUGUUGAGAGAUAGAUGGGAGGUGUUGAAUGGAGCUGAAGGAUGGGACUAAUAACAACAAACAAUAACAAGAUAACUAAUGCAAAGCAUACUGUGUCCAUAAUAAGUACAGUGAGGGGGAAAAAGUAUUUGAUCCCCUGCUGGUUUUGUAUGUUUGCCCACUGACAAAGACAUGAUCAGUCUAUAAUUUUAAUGGUAGGUUUAUUUGAACAGUGAGAAACAGAAUAACAACAAAAAAAUCCAGAAAAACACAUGUCAAAAAUUUUAUAAAUUGAUUUGCAUUUUAAUGAGGGAAAUAAGUAUUUGACCCCUCUGCAAAACAUGACUUAGUACUUGGUGGCAAAACCCUUGUUGGCAAUCACAGAGACAAUGUGAUCUUCUGGAAUUUCUUUUCUCAUUUUGUCUGUCAUAGUUGACGUGUACCUAUGAUGAAAAUUACAGGCCUCUCUCAUCUUUUUAAGUGGGAGAACUUGCACAAUUGGUGGCUGACUAAAUACUUUUUUCCCCACUGUAUGUAUCUAUCUAUAUUUGCAGGGAAAAAAACAUAUGGGGGAUUGGAAGUGACAAUUACAUUGAUGGAAGUUAAAAUCUAUCUGCAAUAUUAAAGCUGAUCUACCCCCUAAACAUUUUUAAAAAACAUAACACUUUUUAUUCAGGACAAAGUUAAUUGCUUUGCCACAUUUAUUGCAGUAUUACUUUAGUGCCUUGUUGAAAACAUGUUUUGGAAUAUUUUUAUUCUGUGCAGGCUUCCUUCUUUUCAGUCUGUCAGUUAGGUUAGUAUUGUGGAGUAACUACAAUGUUGUUUUAUCCUCAGUUUUCUCCUAUCACAGCCAUUAAACUGUGUAACUGUUUUAAAGUCACCAUUGGCCUCAUGGUGAAAUCCCUGAGCAUAUUCCCUCCUCCGGCAACUGAAUUAGGAAGGACGCCUGUAUCUUUUGUAGUGACUGGGUGUGUUGAUACACCAUCCAAAGUGUAAUUAAUAACUUCACCAUGCUCAAAGGGAUAUUCAAUGUCAGCUUUUUUUAUUUGUACCCAUCUACCAAUAGGUGACCUUCUUUGCGAGGCAUUGGAAAAGGGGUUGAAUACUUAUUGACUCAAGACAUUUCAGCUUUUCAUUGUUCAUUCAUUUGUAAAAAUGUCGAAAAACCUAAUUCCUCUUUGACUGUGGGCUAUUGUGUGUGUGUGUGUAGGCCAGUGACAACAAAAUCUCAAUGCAUUUUAAAUUCAGGCGGUAACACAACAAAAUGUGGAAGAAGUCAAGGGGUAUGAAUACUUUCUGAAGGCACCGUAUGUGUCUGUCCCUGCCUUUAUCGCAGUCUCUCUCCAUCUCCCUCCUCAGAUCUACACCCAUUGGGUGGACUCAAAAAACUAUGUGGACGUGACGCGGCGCUGGUACGCCGAGAAUAUCCCCUUCCCACUCAACUUCCUGCUGCCCAACCGCAUUCACAACCAGCAACUGGAGAGGCUGAGGCUGGUGAGGGGGGACUCCACACUGGAGCCCGGGGAGCAGCUGGAGAAGGAGGUGAGGGUGAGGAGACAUUAUGGGAGAAGAUACAAGUGUGAAUUGACACAAUGGGAUUCGGCAAAUGGGCAGGUGGAGGGAGGAGAUGGAAGGUGAAGAAGAGGAGGGUACAAAGAAGAAGAGAAGAGGGGAACAAAGAGUUUACAUAAUUAAGACAGUGAGAAUGAAGAGAUGGAGGAGAGCGAUGAAAGAGGGUAUUGAGAAGCACAGAGAAAUUAGGUGAAAAAUGAGUUGCACCGCAGGGGCAGAAAUUAGAUGUGAAAGGAUAGGGGUUAUACGGUCAAGUCUAUGGAAGGACUAUUAUCAUUGAAAAUGGCAGCUAGCUAUUACUAGAGAGAGACCCUUGUAAUGGCACUUUGGUACACUGACGUGGAGAGGGUAGUUCAUAGUAAUUUAAUAACCCCAAGAAGCCAAAACAGUCUGUUUUCACAACGUGGUAAUUGGGUGAGGCGGUUCAUCUCCAUGGUGAAGGGGUAUUGUUUUCAAAGUCCCCCCCUAAAAAUGUUUUUAUGCUAUACUUUAUGCACAACGUGCUUUGACUCUGUUUGUAACUCGGGGAUGGGCAACUCCAGUCUUCGGCGGUAACCGGAGUUGCCCAUCCCUGGUUUAACUGUACACAACAAUGUUCUGGCUUCGUUGAAGGAUGGUUCAUAAAUAAGCCCCAUGGGCACUUGCUCGCUGACAACCUUUUUCAUGAAUGCAGAUACAGCUGUUCAGGCUGUGAAUGCCUUUGUGUGUCCAUGCUGAUGGUUGUCUGGGGGCUUUUCAUCUCCACAGCUCUACCAUGAUGCGUUGGAGUGCAUGACCCUGCUCUCUCAACGCCUGGGCUCACACAAGUUCUUCUUUGGGGAUUCGUAAGUGGCUGCUGUGUGCAAACUGCAAAAUGCAAACAAAUUGCAUGUAUAACACGUUUGCCACACUGUCUUUCAUAUGAGUGUGUGUGUACUGUCGUGAUGAAGCCCCUUUGUGCAUUGUCUCCCCAGCCCAUCCUCUUUGGAUGCCUAUGUGUUCGGUCACCUAGCCCCCCUGCUGAAGGUGAAGCUGCCCAAUGGGAAACUCCAGCAACACCUCAACUCCCUGGACAACCUGCGGCACUACUGCACCAACAUCCUCGUCCUCUAUUUCCCCUCAGAGGGCGGAGGUACGUUCCCUGGAGGAUUAUUUCCGGUCCUCGAGCAGUACCCCAAACCGUACACACAUUUGUUGUAGCACAGGACAAACACAUCUGAUUCAACUAGUCAAGUGGAUGACUGGGUGAUUCAGGUGUGCUUGUCUGUGGCUACAACAAAAAUGUGUACUGUUUGGGAUACUCGAGAACCAGAGUUGAGAAAUGCUGAUCUUGAGUGCCUAGUCUAGCAGUCUGAUACUCAAUUCCAAAACACUGAAAACUCUAACUGUAUUGAGAAUCAAUUGCAAAAAUGGGUUCUGUUAGGAUCCAGUGUGUGCAGAGACUUUGACUCUCAUCCCGUUUUGUCUUCUCUGUUUUAGAGCCACCCAUUCGCAAGGUGUCAGUCCAUUCGGACGGUAGUGACUUUGACAGCGAGCCCCAUAAACGACGCAAGCAAAUCCUGUCGGUACUGUUCGCCAUGGGUUCGAUGCUGGGCUACGCCAUUUUGAUGGGGAUCGUCAGCAUCCAGCACAUCCGACCGCAGGCAGCGCUAGUGGGACCCCGUCACAUCGAAGAGGGAGGCGAGGAGGAGGAGGAGGAAGAGAAAUGAGCAGUA